CUUACUAGGGUUCAUUUCUCUAUCAUAAUUUACAAAGGUUUUCCGAUAACUGCUGCUGCAUACCAAAGCUAUCGAGACUAUGUCUUCGGACACAGCAACGGCGCCGCCACCGGUUGACGAAAUCUCCGCCCUAGUCUUGAAAGAUUCAAAGGAAGCAACUUUCUCACAGCGUGUUUUGAUCAAGACCAUCGUCAGUCGUGACGACGGUGGCGCUGGCUUAGCUGGUGAGGUUGUUCGUGUUGGGGGAUGGGUUAAAACUGGUCGUGAACAAGGGAAAGGUUCAUUUGCUUUCCUUGAACUUAACGAUGGUUCUUGUCCUGCUAAUCUUCAAGUCAUCGUUGACGCUGCCGUCGCUCCUUUAGCACAGCUUGUGCAAACGGGGACUUGUGUUCAUGUUGAAGGUGAGAUCAAGUUGCCGCCUGAAGGAACGAAGCAGAAGAUUGAACUUCGUGUUCGUAAGGUUCUAGAUAUUGGUCCUGUGGAUCCGGCUAAAUACCCAUUGCCUAAAACAAAACUUACCCUUGAAUUUCUCAGAGAUUUUAUGCAUCUUCGAUCUAGAACCAACACGAUUUCUGCAGUUGCUCGUAUCCGCAAUGCGCUUGCUUUUGCAACCCAUACGUUUUUCCAGAAGCAUAACUUCCUGUAUGUUCAUACGCCAAUCAUAACCACAAGUGAUUGUGAGGGUGCUGGUGAAAUGUUUCAAGUCACAACCUUGAUUAACGAGUCGGAGAGGAUUGAGAAGGAAUUGAUUACCAAUCCUCCUCCAUCUGAGGCUGAUGUUGAAGCUGCUAAGCUUAUUGUCAAGGAGAAAGGAGAGGCUGUUGCUCAGUUGAAAUCUGCUAAAGCCAGCAAAGUUGAAAUAACUGCAGCUGUAGCUGAAUUGUCGAAAUCCAAAGAAAAUCUAGCCAAGAUAGAGGAGAGGAGUAAACUGAAACCUGGACUACCUAAAAAAGAUGGAAAGAUUGAUUAUUCUCAGGAUUUCUUUGCAAGGCAGGCGUUUUUAACUGUUUCUGGACAGCUUCAAGUUGAAACUUACGCUUGUGCUCUAAGUAGUGUUUACACUUUUGGGCCAACUUUUCGAGCUGAAAACUCGCAUACAACAAGGCAUCUGGCUGAGUUUUGGAUGGUUGAACCGGAAAUUGCAUUUGCAGAUAUCCAGGAUGAUAUGAAUUGUGCAGAGGCAUAUGUGAAGUUCAUGUGCCAGUGGUUGCUUGACAACUGUUUUGAUGAUAUGGAGUUUAUGGUGAAAACUUUUGACAAGGCUGCAAUUGAUCGUCUUCGUUUGGUUGCUUCGUCGAAUUUCAAACGAAUAACAUAUACUGAAGCAAUCGCCAUUUUGGAGGAAGCAAUUGCAAAGGAAAAUAAGCAGUUUGAAAAUGCAGUAGAAUGGGGAAUUGAUUUGGCUUCUGAACAUGAAAGGUUCUUGACAGAUGUGAAAUUCAAGUCACCAGUUAUUGUAUACAAUUACCCAAAGGGGAUUAAAGCGUUUUACAUGAAGGUCAAUCCUGAUAACAAAACGGUAGCUGCCAUGGAUGUAUUGGUACCAAAGGUAGGAGAGCUGAUUGGUGGAAGCCAAAGGGAAGAGCGAUAUGAGGUUCUUAAAGAAAGAAUAUUGGAGAUGGGUCUACCGAUUGAGCCAUACGAGUGGUAUCUUGAUUUGAGGCGGUUUGGAAGUGUGAAACACAGUGGAUUCGGUUUGGGAUUUGAGAGAAUGAUUCUGUUUGCAACUGGAAUCGAUAACAUUAGGGAUGUUAUUCCAUUCCCGAGAUACCCGGGAAGAGCUGAUCUUUAAGAAAGAAAUAACAACACAAUGGUGAUUAUUCUGUUUACCUCUUUUGAUACAUAGCACAUUUGAAUACUUUACAUUGGUUUGUUUGGUUUGGCUUGUGAUUCUAGUAACUAUUUUCAUGUUAUUAUUUAUUACCUCUUUUUCCCUUCAACAAUUCAACAGUUGAAAGAAGACAAGUUUUAUUUAAUCUCUUGCAAAUGUGGUGUUUUACUUC
Impatiens glandulifera is the source of this 2003-nucleotide messenger RNA. Its product is annotated as asparagine--tRNA ligase, cytoplasmic 1. NCBI's taxonomy places the organism in Eukaryota, Viridiplantae, Streptophyta, Magnoliopsida, Ericales, Balsaminaceae. Bases 80 to 1792 code for a protein of 570 amino acids. Gene Ontology annotation, biological process: asparaginyl-tRNA aminoacylation. The transcript has 6 exons. Gene Ontology annotation, cellular component: mitochondrion. Gene Ontology annotation, molecular function: nucleic acid binding; ATP binding; asparagine-tRNA ligase activity. The record is from RefSeq and is a predicted model, not a curated record.